Molecule: messenger RNA, 236 nt
Organism: Oppiella nova
Lineage: Eukaryota; Metazoa; Arthropoda; Arachnida; Sarcoptiformes; Oppiidae
Source: the annotation of a GenBank genome assembly
UAUACGAUGGAAGCGGUGAUAAUGCAAUUAUGUGCCAGUUUUGUGAAGGGUCAGGCCAGGAUCAAACGCACGAAAGGCAACACCAAGGAGUUCAGCAAGAAAUUAGCCGAAGCCUCGUUCAGGAAUGUAAUCAAAAUACACGACAGACACGGAUGGAUGAAAUCCAAUUUCCAUAUUAAAGAAGAUAUUCCGAAGAAAGGAUUGAUUAUAUAGUUAAACAUUUAUUGAAACUUAUA